AUGGUCAGGACCCUGCGCCCUUUGUUCUGCUGUCAAGAUUCCGGUCUCCUCUGUGCGGUCACAGAUUUUGCACGGAUGGUGGCGACUAGCAAAGAUGGUACCGGUAUCAUGAUGGAGCUGGUCAAACGUGUAAUUCCAGAAGAAAAUUCGCUUCCUGUUCGUCUGGCGAUGUUUCAAAAGGAACUGGCGUCCUCUUCCAAAACUUCGUCGAAAUACUGUGCCCCAGUCAUACGCACGGCCAAAGAUACGGCACAGGAACAAGAUGAAGCAACAGACAAAUAUGCUGCUGGCAGCCAAGCUUCUCCGCCUGUCGACAUAGAGGUUGUAAAGCCAUACACUGGCAAACAAGACGCCACAUGGAGCCGGUUGAGAGUAAAGAGAUGUGUUCAGCGUCAGUGGGUAUCUCUGGAGAUCCAGGUUCCAAUAAGGGCAGGAACCCAUCGCAAGACGCACACCUCGAGGUACUGGGUUUUGGAGUGUGUCCACGACAAGCUGUUGCAGAGGCAACAGUCACAGACACCAGAUCAGCAGACGCAUGGCGACAAGCGAAGUAGUGACGGUUGGGGACCCCCCCAUCCGAAGACAAGUCUUCAUCGAGAAUGGGUCGCUGAAGAGGAGGAGAUAUUGGGGGAGGCUGAGUGCGAGCAAUCUCGGAAACCGUUUCCCUUGGCAGAGAUGACGAUCCUUAAUAAUCAGGAGAAAGCACCUACUGAAGGAGCCGGUCCAAUGGUAGGUACCGCUCAGGAACUAUCGGCGGCUCAAAUGAGGAGAAAAGACACGAAAUGGAGAGGUAAAUACUUCGCCGAUGACAGCUUUUCUGCGGUUCAGUUGAUCGGAAGUAAAAACACUGGAAUUCAACACCGGGUUAUUCGUUAUUACGGUCCGAAAAAGGCGGAGGAAUUUCCAGGGGAUGGAGGGGAGCAAGCAGAACGGGGCAGGUACAGGAACGAAAGGAACGACAGAAAAGAACAGCAAGCGGCGGUUCUACUUGCACCCUCAGCAGUGAGACCACUCGCGGAAACUACGUACGCCACAGCUGGCACUAAGCAUAUUACCAAGUCAUGGCGUCUGCUGAGGAUGAAACACCCGCUGCACCAAGUGUGGGUGGCAGCGGAAGGUGAACUGAGGGCUAGAACGGGCAAGCUGUGGAAGACAUUUCCAGUCAUGCAGCUGAUGGAAUUGCGUAAUUUGGAAGAGGAUCAAGACGCGAGAAACAAUGCAGCCGGUGUUUCUCAGACAGAGGCAUUGCCAGCAGUUGCCCUAGAACGGGCUCAAGCACAUAAGUGUUCUUCUAGUGGGGGCACAACCUAUCCCGAUGACAGCCUUCGUCUUAAGGAGACAGCCAUAGUACCAGAACAGACGUCGGGUACUCAGAAUAGAGGAUUGGUAGCAAGCGAAGAAGCUGAGAUAAUUGAAAGCGAAAACGCGCCUGCCCGUAUGCAGCAAGUGAACAAACAGGUUUCCAUCAUCGCUGACGCCUACACACCGACACCAGCGUUAUGUACCGACGGCGAGCUUUUGUGUCAGGAAUCGACUGAUCUGAAGGAUGCUCUCGUAACCUGCCAGCGGCAUCAGUGCCUAGGGCCAUCUACUUCCACGGCUUCGUCAUAUCGUUCGUCGGAAGGCGAUAUUGAGGCUCGCAUUUCAACCUUGAGACUCGUGGCCACCGUUGAAGCGAACUGCCCGGAGGCUUUGAGCGAACUAGUGAAGCUGCCUCAUGGAGGUCUCAUUUCCCUGUUUUUCGGCACUUUUGCUCCAGAUUCCAGUGCCAUUCCGCCGAUCCAGGGCAAACAGUGUACACGAGCCGAUGGGUGUAGGGACCACACAACGUACAUAGGGCUCUAUACGGAUUCUGAAGCGCUGCCUCAGAGGACCAGGAAAAAUAAUCUUGAAGCCGUUCUCGACUUUCUCGUAGCGCUGUGCAAGGAUGAGGGUAUUCGGCAGUCUUUGGUCGAAAAGGGUCUUGUUCUUUUCGUGGGGAACUUCCUGAGUGCCAUGCUUGAAAAGAGGUUCCCUCUGGUACAUGCCUCCGGCGAUGCUUCGGGGUCAAUCUGCACUCCAAACGAAACGCCAGCAGAGUGUCGAGAUUGGGUGUGGCCUUUGCAACCACGAACAGUCCCGGAUCGCCUCACAACCGGGCAAGGCUUUCUUUUGAUCCAGGCCCUGCAAGGUAAAGAGGAGGCGAAAGAGCAGAAGGUAGGACUCAUGCGCCGUCGCAUCCGGGGUAUCUCUGCGCCAGCUGACGGUGUUUAUCCUCCCUGUCAUGCCAUCGUUCUAAUGAAAAUGCUUGUGCUCGAGCAGUCGUGGAAUCAGCCAUACUUCACCCGAGCCCUUUUCCCUCAUAAAAGCGCGGAGAAUUCCGAGACGGAUGUGGCUGUAUUUGAUUCGUGCCGGAGACAGGCAGUGGCUCUUCUUAGCGCGUUAUGCCUUCCAGCACAAGGCAAACAGCAAUGCGCAUCUUGUCUUCUUCCUCUGGUGACCGCUCUCUGCUUCUUAGAAACGGAUCCUUCCAGCCUUGCGCAGGUAAGCAAAACAUAUAUGGAGCCGAGGCGUCUGUGCGGACCACCCAUCAAAGAUUGUAUAGCAUGGCUUUUCAGAAGGUGGCAAGGCAUAUAUUUUGUGCUCAUAUUAAAAAAAUACACGAAAUAG
Messenger RNA from Neospora caninum, 2649 nucleotides. RefSeq lists its product as hypothetical. The coding region runs from base 1 to 2649 and encodes 882 amino acids. The record is from RefSeq and is a predicted model, not a curated record. Lineage: Eukaryota; Apicomplexa; Conoidasida; Eucoccidiorida; Sarcocystidae. The transcript has 4 exons.